Messenger RNA from Silurus meridionalis, 3355 nucleotides. RefSeq names its product serine/threonine-protein kinase SIK2-like. The record is from RefSeq and is a predicted model, not a curated record. Gene Ontology annotation, biological process: microtubule cytoskeleton organization; intracellular signal transduction; protein phosphorylation. Gene Ontology annotation, molecular function: tau-protein kinase activity; protein serine/threonine kinase activity; ATP binding. NCBI's taxonomy places the organism in Eukaryota, Metazoa, Chordata, Actinopteri, Siluriformes, Siluridae. Gene Ontology annotation, cellular component: cytoplasm.
CUAGUGAGAGGGCCAGAAGCGUCACCGUGGUUACAGGAUAGAGAGCAGCUCCUCAUACAGGAGUGUGUGUGUGUGUGUGUGUGUGUGUGUGUGUAUAUGUAUAUAUGUAUAUAUGUGUAUAUAUGUGUGUGUGAGGUGUGUGUGUGGGGGGCAUUUAAUCUGGACAACGCGAUUCGUUCAUACAUAUAUACGGAUAAAGAGUUGUAGCAUGGCGGAGAGGGUCUGAGUCCCGGGACGAGGAGCUUUUCUCCCCCGGAUGAGUGACACAUGAGCCGGCCUGAGCUGAGAGCUGGCAGCCGGGGGACUGGAGUAGUGCGGGCCGGCGUGACGCUGAAGUAAAAGCCGAAGUCUCUUUGCUCGUACGCCGUCAUCGAUAUGGUGAUCAUGCGAGAGGCGAGUGCAGGAAGUCCGGCCGCUGUUUCUGCCCAGGGUCGACCCCUGCAGGUGGGCUUCUACGAGAUCAUCCGCACGCUGGGCAAGGGCAACUUCGCCGUGGUCAAACUGGCCAGGCACAAAGUGACCAAAACCCAGGUCGCCAUUAAAAUUAUCGACAAGACCCGGCUGAACUCGUCCAACCUGGAGAAGAUCUACAGAGAGGUGCAGAUCAUGAAGCUGCUGAAUCACCCGCACAUCAUCAAGCUUUACCAGGUCAUGGAGACCAAAGACAUGCUGUACAUCGUGACGGAGUAUGCGAAAAACGGCGAGAUGUUCGACUACCUGACGUCUAACGGGCGCAUGAGUGAAGCAGAGGCACGCAAGAAGUUCUGGCAGAUCCUCACGGCUGUGGAUUACUGCCACCGCCACCACAUCGUCCACCGGGACCUCAAGACUGAGAACCUGCUGCUGGACGCCAACAUGAACAUCAAACUUGCAGAUUUCGGGUUCGGGAACUUCUACAAUGCCGGAGAGCCUCUGUCGACGUGGUGCGGGAGUCCGCCGUACGCCGCCCCUGAGGUCUUUGAGGGAAAAGAGUAUGAAGGACCACAGCUGGACAUUUGGAGUCUGGGUGUAGUGCUGUAUGUGUUGGUGUGUGGAUCGCUGCCGUUCGACGGAGAAAGCCUGCCCACGCUGAGGCAGAGAGUAACGGAAGGGCGCUUCAGGAUCCCCUUCUUCAUGUCCGAAGACUGUGAGAAUCUGAUCCGGAAGAUGCUGGUGGUGGAUCCGGCCAAGAGGAUCAGCAUCGCUCAGAUCAAGCAGCACCGCUGGAUGUUAGCGGACCCCAGCGCCCCCCACCAGACCCUCUCGCACUCCCUCACCGACUACAACUCCAACCUGGGCGACUACAGCGAGCCCGUCCUGAGCAUCAUGCACACGCUGGGCAUCGACCGCCAGAGGACCGUCGAGUCCCUCCAGAGCAGCAGCUACAAUCACUUCUCUGCCAUCUACUACCUUCUGCUGGAGCGGGUUAAAGAGCACCGGAGCCAGCAGCUUACCCGGCAAUGCGGCGGCGCUUGGACCCAGAGGAGCAGGAGCGGGUCCUCGUCCAGCCCCGAGGUGAUGGUGGAGUCAUCCGAAGGUUUCCGGCCCGCCCUUCCCGUCGCCGGGACGAUGAACAGCGCUUUGCACUCGCAAAUGGAGUGGGAUCAGGGAGCGCUAUUUCAGAGGGUGGUGUGUCCGGUGGAGGCGAGUCUGAACGGCCUCCUGUGGAAUCGCUCCAUCUCUCCUAACAGUCUCCUGGAGACCACCAUUAACGAAGAAGUGCGUCCCGGAGACCUGGAGGAGGAGGACGGGACGCUGCAAGGAUCUGCGAUCGUUCCUAACACUGCUUCACGUAGACACACCCUGGCCGAAGUCUCCGCCCGCUUCCAUCUCUGCAACCCUCCCUGCAUCGUGAUCAGUCCGUCGGACGGCGCAUCAUCGGACAGCUGUCUGAAGUCUUCGUCGAACCCGACUCCGCCCCUUUCCGCCACAGCCGUAGGAGAUCUCUCGCUGUUGGCCCCGGGUUGGGACCGGGACAUCGGGCCCGUCAGAGCACCUCUGGCACUGUCCUCCAACCGAAUCCUGCAGAACCAGGGCAGUCUGCACGCGGCAAGCUUUCAGGAGGGACGGCGAGCCUCCGAUACCUCCCUUACACAAGGACUGAAAGCCUUCCGUCAGCAGCUGAGGAAGAACUCUCGUACCAAAGGUCUUCUGGGCCUGAAUAAGAUCAAGGGCCUGGCAAGACAGGUGUGCACCCCGACCUCGUGCUCCAGGGGCAGCAGGGGGUCGUUGGGGCCCACCCUGUGCCCCCCGUCCGGCUUGCAGGGCGCCACAGGACCUCGAGAGCGACGCAGCAUGCUGGAGGAGGUGCUGCAUCAGCAGAGAAUGCUACAAAUCCAGCACCAGCCCCAGCAACAAGCAAACACGCUCUUCCUCACGCAGCUGCCCUCGUCUUCCUCUUCGUCCUCGUCUUCCCCCUGCUCUUCCCCUCCCUCCAACAGCCUGUUCGCUCCGGCUGCGCUUUUCUCCAACCCUCCACCGCAGACCUCCACCCAGAUGAUUCCUUCACAGAGCUCAGUUCCUCUUCUGUGGCAUCACCCCGUAGACCCCCCGUCCUCCUCGUACUCGUCCCUCUCUCCGGUGGUGUCGGCGGCUCACCUACUGGAAGCCCGACUGCACAUCAGCCAGCAGCCUCACCUGCACGCACAUCCUCGCUCACAGCUCCAGCUCCAGAGCUACGCCCAGACACAGCACUCGCUCGUACCCCAGCAGGCGAGUUAGAGCCUGGAAGGAGGCGGCCGUGCCAGAGCCCACGACACCCCUGAGCUCCAGGAGCAGCAACUCAGCAGCUGUGUCAUGGUCAAAUAACGACUCUUUCACAAUCCGGAGUGAAGCGAAACAGACUCUCAGUAGGAGGACGCUUCAUUUCCGAAGUGUGUGUGUGUGUGUGAGAGAGAGAUCACGGACUCGAAAGAAGCAAUAACCAAACUCUUUAGACGUCACACUCGUCCUUCUGCUUCACUCUUUAUCUCUGGACUGCCAUCUUAUAAAAGCAAUAAAUACAGGGGUGAAGUGCAGCAACACACACACACACACACACACACACACACACACACACACACACUGACACACACAGCAUGGUUUCAGAUCACGUCAGACCGCUGGAUUUUGUUCAUUUACUUUUACGGAUCUCGUAUAGGACGUCUUCCUGACAUUUAUGGAUAUUUUUCGCUUUGUUCGCUGGAACUUUUUCACUUCACUGUAGACCAAAGUUUUUCUUAGCUUUUUUUUUUUUACAUACUUUAAAACAGAAUGCGGGAUCUAAGCAAACCUCGAGGGUCGACACAAGAAAGCGGUCCGACGGUACUUUAGUAUUUAAAUAGAAAUAAACUGAAUCUGAUAUGAGAUCGGGAGGAGAAACUCCACGUCUCACACA